AUGUCCCGCCUGCUGCCUGCGGAAGAGUGGGCCGGAGUGAAGGAGUUGGGGGACCGCCAUCGCCAGCCCCAGCCGCACCAGCUCCCGCCGCCGCCGCCGCCGCCGCCGCCACCUGCGACUCUGCAGGCGAGGGAGCAGCCCGUGUACCCGCCCGAGCUGGCCCUCCUGGACAGCAGCGACCCACGCGCCUGGCUGGCUCCCGCCUGGCAGGGCAUGUGCACGGCACGCGCCGCCCAGUGCGCGCUGCGCCCCCCGGGGCUGGGCGCAGCCGAGGUCCCCGCGCCCCGGGCCGAGGCGGACGGCCGCGGGGAGCCGGUGCGGAGCGGCUGCGGCGACAGUGGCAGGAGCCCCGGGCCGGUGAGAGUGCGCGAACAGCUGUGCAAGCUGAAGGGCGGCGUGGAGGCGGAGGCGCCGGGCUGCGGUCGCCAGCGGGCCCCGGGCAGCAAACAGGUGAACGGGGUGCAGAAGCAGAGGCGGCUGGCGGCCAACGCCAGGGAGCGGCGCAGGAUGCACGGGCUGAACCGCGCCUUCGACCAGCUGCGCGACGUCAUCCCGUCGUUCAACAACGACAAGAAGCUGUCCAAAUACGAGACCCUGCAGAUGGCCCAGAUCUACAUCAACGCCCUGUCUGAGCUGCUGCAAACGCCCGGCGGCGGGGACCAGCCACCGCCACCGCCGCCGCCGCCGCCGGCCUCCUGCAAAAGUGACCAGCGCCACGUUCGCGCCGCCGCCGCCGCCGCCACCGCCGCGUACGAUGGUGGCGCGGGCACCGUCCCCGCAGCGGGGGCCCCGCCGGGCUCCGCGGGGGGCUGCCGGACCCGCCUCUCGGCCCCGGCCGCCGCGGGAGGCUACGCGGUGCCGCUGGGCGCCCUGCACUUCCCGACUUUCGAGGACAGCGCCCUGACGGCGAUGAUGGCACAAAAGAAUCUGUCGCCUUCGCUGCCCGGGGGCAUCCUGCAGCCGGUGCAGGAGGACAGUAGCAAAACUUCUCCCCGAUCCCACAGGAGCGACGGGGAGUUUUCCCCCCGUUCCCAUUACAGUGACUCGGACGAGGCGAGUUAG
Molecule: messenger RNA, 1062 nt
Organism: Lemur catta (Ring-tailed lemur)
Lineage: Eukaryota; Metazoa; Chordata; Mammalia; Primates; Lemuridae
Gene: ATOH1
Product: atonal bHLH transcription factor 1
Exons: 1
Coding region: 1-1062 (353 amino acids)
Molecular function (GO): protein dimerization activity
Source: RefSeq, a predicted model, not a curated record